Molecule: messenger RNA, 1011 nt
Organism: Macadamia integrifolia
Lineage: Eukaryota; Viridiplantae; Streptophyta; Magnoliopsida; Proteales; Proteaceae
Product: calmodulin-7
Exons: 2
Coding region: 173-622 (149 amino acids)
Molecular function (GO): calcium ion binding; enzyme regulator activity
Source: RefSeq, a predicted model, not a curated record
CUCUUCCGUUCAUAUAAAAUCCUAAUUGUCCGCCGAAGACAGGCGAACCAGGAGUUCUUUCUAUCUUCUCCUCUUGACCUUUUAGAUCUCUCUCUAUUCUUUUUUCUGUUCUUCCAUUUCCCCUCUUUGAUCCUUCUCUGUGUUGGUUCGAUUUCUGAAAGAGAGAGAAGUCAUGGCAGAUCAGCUCACGGACGAUCAGAUCUCUGAGUUCAAGGAGGCUUUCAGCUUAUUCGACAAGGAUGGAGACGGUUGCAUCACAACUAAGGAGCUGGGAACCGUGAUGAGAUCACUGGGUCAGAACCCAACAGAAGCUGAGCUACAGGACAUGAUAAAUGAGGUGGAUGCAGAUGGAAAUGGAACCAUCGACUUCCCAGAGUUCCUCAACCUUAUGGCUCGGAAGAUGAAGGACACCGAUUCUGAGGAGGAGCUCAAGGAGGCUUUCAGGGUGUUCGACAAGGACCAGAAUGGCUUCAUCUCUGCAGCUGAGCUGCGCCAUGUCAUGACCAACCUUGGUGAGAAGCUCACAGAUGAGGAAGUUGAUGAGAUGAUCCGUGAGGCUGAUGUCGAUGGGGAUGGACAGAUAAACUACGAGGAGUUUGUCAAGGUCAUGAUGGCCAAGUGAGGAUCCAACCCUCCAAUCCCAAGGAAUCUCCCCCCCCCCCAAAAAAAAAAAAGAGUAAAAAACCAAAAAAAGGGUACAGGGCAGAUAAGUAUUAUGGCAUUUCUAUUUUCCUCUAGGAAUUAAUUUGACAGUUCUUAAAGGGUAUUUAAGGUAGUAGUGUCAUUGGUGCUUGGUACCCUCUCCCUAUUUAUGUUGGUUGUGUAAUUGUGUUUUCCUCUUGGCUUGCAUCUUUGUCUUAGUAGCUUGGUUUCUUAGUUAUUUUCCCGUUCUUUUUUUUUUUUUUUUUCCUUCUAUUCUCCACUGAAUUGCGAAGUUGGGACUGUAGGGAUUGUCCAAUGUUUUCUGACUUUUUGGUGAUCACAUUUUAUUAAGUUUUAUUUUUUUCCCCA